AUGUUUACUAAGAUUGCAAUUAUCGCUUGCCUGUUUGGGUUAGCCUACGCUGGUGUGGAAUAUAACAUUGGCUCUGGACUUGGUUACGGUCCUAGUGCCCUUGGUUACGGCGCGGGUCUUGGUUAUGCAGCUGGUUACGCCGGAUUAGGCCAUAACGCUGCCCUGGGCUAUGCUGGUUACCCUAGUCUGGGCUAUGGAACUGGUCUCGGCUAUGCUGGUCACAGAGGCCUGGGAUACGACCAGGCGACUUCUCACGUUCAUCGUGUUGACUACAAGACUGGCUACGGCGGUUUAGCUGGCUACGGUGGAUAUGGCGCUGGUUACGGGGCGGGCUAUGGUGGUUACGGACGCGGCCUUCUCGGUGGUUACGGCGGUUGGUAA
This is a messenger RNA of Leguminivora glycinivorella, 381 nucleotides long. Its product is annotated as keratin-associated protein 19-2-like. The transcript has a single exon. The record is from RefSeq and is a predicted model, not a curated record. The coding region runs from base 1 to 381 and encodes 126 amino acids. Lineage: Eukaryota; Metazoa; Arthropoda; Insecta; Lepidoptera; Tortricidae.